AGAGAACAGAAAAACAAAGGAAAAAAAAAACAGAAGAGCUGAGUAACUGCCAUUUUAAAAGAAACUCCAAGCGAAACGUUUCUUGUUUUUUCUUGAAUUAGAGCUAGCUAGCUAGCUGCCAACUUUGCUUAUGGAAUCCCUAACUUUCUCGCACCGCCUGUCACCGUUUCCGGUCACCACUACCACCGCUAAAACCGCCGUAAUUUCCGCUUCAAGACGAUGUUCUUUCCGUCCAAUGAAGUGCAUUUCUCUGUUGAGCUCUUCUCUAGUUUCUGAUGAAGCGAAGUUUUCUGAAGCGGCUAAACGAGGAAACUUAGUACCGCUUCACAGCUGUAUAUUCUCUGAUCAGUUAACUCCGGUUACUGCUUACCGGUGUUUGGUUAAAGAAGAUGAUAGAGAGGCACCGAGUUUUCUUUUUGAGUCUGUGGAACCCGGUUUUAACGUUUCAAAUGUUGGGCGGUAUAGUGUGAUUGGAGCUCAGCCAGCAAUUGAGAUUGUGGCGAAAGAAAAUAAGGUUACUAUAAUGGACCAUGAAGAAGGUACUAUGACUGAAGAGUUUGUCGAAGAUCCAAUGACAAUACCGAGAAGAAUUUCAGAAACCUGGAAGCCUCGUGUUAUCAGCGAACUUCCAGAAGCUUUUUGUGGUGGCUGGGUCGGCUAUUUCUCAUAUGACACUGUGCGAUAUGUAGAGAAGAAAAAGCUGCCAUUUUCAAGUGCUCCCGAGGAUGAUAGAAAUCUAGCAGACAUACACCUUGGCCUAUAUGACGAUGUUAUUGUAUUUGAUCAUGUGGAGAAGAAAGUUCAUGUAAUUCAUUGGGUGAGGAUGGAUAAAUACUCCUCUGUGGAGGAUGCUUAUUCUGAUGGAAUCAAACGUUUAGAAAAAUUGUUGGCAAGAGUGCUGGAUAUUGACCCCCCAAGGCUUACUGGAGGAGUUGUAAACUUACAAACUCGUCAAUUUGGUCCAGCUUUAACAAAUUCAAACAUGUCAAGUGAUGAAUACAAGGAAAAAGUGUUACAGGCAAAAGAACACAUACUGGCAGGAGAUAUAUUUCAGAUCGUAUUAAGUCAGCGUUUUGAACGCCGAACAUUUGCUGACCCCUUUGAAGUCUACAGAGCAUUGAGAGUUGUGAAUCCCAGUCCCUACAUGACUUAUUUGCAAGCCAGAGGAUGUAUUUUAGUUGCCUCAAGUCCAGAAAUUCUUACUCGUGUAAAGAAGAAUAAGAUAGUUAAUCGGCCAUUGGCUGGAACAAUCAGAAGAGGGAAGACAUCUGAAGAGGACGAGAUGUUGGAGGAACAGCUACUAAAUGAUCCAAAGCAGUGCGCAGAGCAUAUAAUGCUGGUGGAUUUGGGCAGAAAUGACGUUGGAAAGGUCUCAAAAUAUGGUUCAGUAAAAGUGGAAAAGCUUAUGAAUAUUGAAAGAUAUUCCCAUGUCAUGCACAUAAGCUCCACGGUUACAGGAGAAUUACAAGAUGACCUUUCUUGCUGGGACGCUUUGCGUGCUGCACUGCCUGUGGGAACUGUUAGUGGAGCACCAAAGGUGAAGGCAAUGGAAUUAAUCGACCAGUUUGAGGUGAGCAGACGAGGCCCAUAUAGUGGUGGAUUCGGAGGUGUCUCAUUUAUGGGCGAUAUGGACAUAGCAUUAGGCCUAAGGACAAUGGUGUUCCCGACAGGACCUCGGUAUGAUACUAUGUAUAGAUAUGGAGAUACAGAACGACGACAGGAAUGGAUAGCCUAUCUUCAGGCUGGUGCAGGUAUCGUAGCUGACAGUGUUCCCGACGAUGAGCACCUUGAGUGCCAAAAUAAAGCUGCCGGUCUUGCUCGUGCCAUUGACUUGGCCGAAUCAGCCUUUCUCGGCCCCAAUUGACAAGCCUGUUGCCGGAGAGAUUGAACACAUGCCGUCAUGCUUUAUUUUCAGGUACAUAUGCUUCCCUCCGUUCAGUCCUGCCUUUUAUGUGUUGCUACCUGCUCAGUUAGUGAGCUAGUGUUGCUUGGUAUGGAUAUAGAAACGGGGAGAUGAAUUUGCAUAAUGUAUUUGUUAUCCUGUAUUUCAAACUUCCCCAAUGUGUUAGUCUGCAUAGGUUAGAGAGAGAGCUUAUAGUUGCGAAAUCCUUGGAUUCCAACCUUUUCAGUUAGCAAGAAAAAUGAGAUGCAAUGUAUUAAUCAAAUGUGAAACUGUUGUAACUGAAAUUAGAUGAAAGGUUUUUCUUUUUUUUA
This is a messenger RNA of Mercurialis annua (annual mercury), 2214 nucleotides long. RefSeq names its product anthranilate synthase alpha subunit 1, chloroplastic. Gene Ontology annotation, biological process: L-tryptophan biosynthetic process. The coding region runs from base 131 to 1864 and encodes 577 amino acids. Lineage: Eukaryota; Viridiplantae; Streptophyta; Magnoliopsida; Malpighiales; Euphorbiaceae. The transcript has 11 exons. Gene Ontology annotation, molecular function: anthranilate synthase activity. The record is from RefSeq and is a predicted model, not a curated record.